This is a messenger RNA of Vicia faba (fava bean), 1038 nucleotides long. The record is from the annotation of a GenBank genome assembly. Lineage: Eukaryota; Viridiplantae; Streptophyta; Magnoliopsida; Fabales; Fabaceae.
AUGGCGCAACCGUCAUCAUCACUUUCACCCCUCAGUCUCGACGCCGUGGACGAUGUUUACUUCUCCGUGGUCUCCGAUGAUGAAACCGACCCUGCCCCCGUCUCCGAUGAUGAAACCGACCCUGCCCCCGUCUCCGAUCACAAGUACGCUGAAGCAUUACAGUUUCAAGAAGCGCUGAUGUCCUCUGUCAUCGCUUCGUCACAACCACCACUGUCAUUGCCGUGCGUAGCAUCUUCGUCAAGAACCGUCGAUGAAGAGUCACUGUUCAAUGAAACCCUUAAGGACUCACUCAUCACUUCCCAAUAUGUUUCAUCAUCAACAUCACCGCCACUACUCCGAGUAGCACCAUCAUCAUCAAAGGCCGUCGAAGUCGACACUCUCGUCACCAAAGAAGAUGAACGGACUUUUCCGAUCAUCAUUUGCGAGAUUUGCGCUGAACCAAAAACGGACGAGGAUAUGUUCAGAAACAAAAGAUGUUACCAUUCCUUUUGUUCCGACUGUGUUGUCAAACAAGUAGCAACAAAAAUCCAAGAAAACAUAACGGUUGUUUCUUGUCCCGGUUUGAACUGCAAGGGUGUGUUGGAGCUUGAAACCCUUAGGCCAUUGCUUCCAAAAGAGUUGAUUGAUAGAUGGGAUGAUGCAAUGACUGAGGCUCUUUUGCUUACGGUUCCGAAAUUCUAUUGUCCGUUUAAGGAUUGUUCGGCGAUGUUGCUUGAUGAGGAUGAAGAGGGGGGAGAGAUCACGGAAUCUGAAUGUCCUUUUUGUCAUAGGUUGUUUUGUGCUAGGUGUCAUGUUUCUUGGCAUCCUGGGGUUAGUUGUGAGGAGUUUCAGACAUUGAAUGUGGAUGAAAGGGGGAGGGAAGAUCUUCUUGUUAGAGAGCUUGCGAAUCAGAAGAAAUGGAAGAGGUGUUCUAAGUGUAGAUUCUAUGUUGAAAAAAAGGAGGGAUGUUUGCAUAUCACAUGCAGGUGCAAAUAUGAGUUUUGCUAUGCUUGCGGAGAACAGUGGACAACUACUCAUGGUGAGUGCCGAAGAAAUUAG